AUGGCCGGCCUCACCGACCUUGCUGACGCGACCGCCGGCGGCGACAUCGGCCCCGAGGCCUCCAAACGCGCUGAUGCUGAGCGCGCUGCGGAGGCUGAGCGCCUCGAGGCCGCGCGCGCUGCGCAGGCCGAGGAAGAGGCCGCAGCUGCUGUGCGCGACCACGAUGAGGCCGCUGCAUGCGCGCGUGCCACCCUUGAUCGCGCUGCGAAGGAGCGCGCCGCUACUGCGGCCUCGUCUCCCAUCGCCGAGCACUCUGGAGAUGACGCCGGCGACUCACCCAAGCCCUACGCCGGCAAACAAGAUCUUCAGGACGCCCUUCUUCUCCAUGAGGCCGCCGCCAUCAUGAAUCUGCACACCCAGGCCGUCGGCGUCCAGAACAUUCGCGGCCUCGUACCCAUCGUCCUCGACUCCUCGACGGACAACUACUCGCGCUGGUGUGAGUCCUUCCUCCUCACCCUCGGUAAAUUCUCCCUGCAGGAUCACAUUCUGUACGAUGGUCCUGCCCCUGCUGUCCCAGAUUGGAUCCGCAUGGACUGCGUGGUGUCGUCGUGGAUCCACGGCACCGUCUCCUCCGACAUCGCCGAUGCCCUAGAGCGCGGCUGCACCGCGCGCGCCACCUGGCUCACUGUCCAAGACCAGUUCCUUGGGAACAAGGAGCACCACGCCCUCUACCUCGAUGCCGACUUCCGCAACUUCCGUCAAGGCGAUCUCAGCAUCAAUGACUACUGCUCCCAGUUCAAGAAGAAGGCCGAGAAGCUCCGUGAUCUUGGCGAACACAUCACGGAUCGCACUCUCGUCCUCAACAUCCUUCGCGGCCUCAACGAGCAGUUCUUCGUCGUCGCCUCCCACCUCAAGCGCGGACGGCCCUUCCCCACCUACGCCGACGCCAAGGCUGAGCUGCUCAUGGAGGAGCUCUCCCUCAAGCAUCGCUCCACCACUCCUGCUACUGCCCUGGUGGGUGUUGCAGGCGCUUCUGCUCCGGCCCCCUCUGCAGCGCCAUCUGCAUCUGGCAGCAAGCAGCAGCAGCAGCAGCGCCGUGGCAAGCACGGCGGCCAGAAGAACAAGACCGGCGGGUCUGGCAGCUCCAGCAUCUCAUCUACCGCCGGCCAGAAGGCUUCUGGCGCCUCUCCAGGUGCUCCCAAGGGCUGGCCAUCCUUCUACAAUACCUGGACAGGGACGAUACAGAUGUGGCCAGGCCCUUGUCCACCCCUGGUACCCAUCCCGACGGCGCAGCAGCAGCCGCAGCACCAGCAGCAGCAUGCGCUGGUCGCGCAACAGCACCAGCAGGCGCCUCCCGUACCCUUCCAGCAGCCUGCAGGCGCUGGACAGUGGGCCUCCCCUGCGCCAAGCUACUACAACCCGCUGGUGGGAUCUCCCACCUAG
Molecule: messenger RNA, 1383 nt
Organism: Panicum virgatum (switchgrass)
Lineage: Eukaryota; Viridiplantae; Streptophyta; Magnoliopsida; Poales; Poaceae
Exons: 1
Coding region: 1-1383 (460 amino acids)
Source: RefSeq, a predicted model, not a curated record